CCCAUCAUCCCUGUGACCAUGGAUAUUUCUAUAGGAUAAGCGGCGGACAGAUCUCCCUGGCGACACUUAUCUCUGUUCAUAGCCAAUGUGCUCAGACAUCAGGGCGAUAGUCCGGCCUCAUACACAUGGGAUUACUGGAUGAAGACUGCAGAUUUGGUCUACACUUAUUUAAUGAAUCCAUGAUGGACCCCAAUGACAUAAUGAUGGGAUUGUCAAGUUUUCAUUGUGGAAUCCUGGUGGGAGCAUUGUAAGACAGUAGUGCUGUGAUGACUAGUGAAAGAUGACCACCUUGAAGGACGCCUCUUCACCCCAGGACAAUGCCGCAGACAACACCACAGAAGAUGAGAUUGAAUUGCAGGAAAAACUCGAUUACUUUCCAGAAGACUUUAACCAGCUGGAUCUACUGGAAACCCACCGACACCUGAUCCCUACCGGGACCCAGAGUCUAUGGCCGGGGGAGUCUGAAGACGAUGAGGAGGAGAAGAGCGAGGACUGGUACCAGACCCAGGAGGAGAAUCUCAAGGAUGACCCCAAAGAGUUAAUACUUUUUGCUGCAGAAAAUAACAGACUGCAAACCGUCCAGAGGAUCCUCUCCAUGAACCCGGAUCUUGUGAAUGUCGCCGAUGAAGAUCAUUACACCCCACUGCACAGAGCCUCCUACAACGGUCACCUGGCGAUAGUGCGGAAGCUGAUCGCAAAGGGGGCGAACGUGCACGCGGUGACCCUAGACGGUUGGACCCCUCUACACAGCGCCUGCAAGUGGAAUAAUACGGCUGUUGCCUCCUUCCUGCUCCAGCACGGAGCCAACAUCAAUGCGCAGACUAUGGGCUCGCUGACUCCGCUGCAUCUGGCCGCAGCAAACCGGGACAGCCGACAGCUCCUGGAGCUGCUCCUCCUGAACCGCUACAUCAGGCCCCAGCUGACCAAUAAACUGGGAGAGACGGCUUACGAGAUCGCCCGGCGCACCGACAUCUACCAUUACCUGUUUGAGAUCGCAGAUUAUUGGACCUGACCUCUAUGUAGAUUCCUUUAUGUGAUGUCCAUGUGACAGGGUGGUAACUCCUAGUCUGUGUAUGUGUCUGGUGCUUUGCAUGCGCGUCCUAUGGGUAUGAUGAGGUGUGGGUAACCUGAGGGGGCUGUAAAAUAUGACAUGAACCCGUCCCUGUUAUGUGAUAUAUACCGCACGCAUACACUGGAGUGUUUCUUGUGUUUUUAUACUACGGAAAAGCUUCAUUUUAGCAGAUGUUGUUAUGUUUACGCUGUACAGACUACUUGUAGAACGUCAUAUAAUCUGGAGUUAUUUAGUUAAAGGGAAACUGACAGCAGAGUCACCCCCAAUAACCUGAAAAUACAGGUAGAUGCGGGUGACCCUGUUUCUUAUGCUUUUUACUGGGUGAAAAUUGGUGCAGCGGUUUAGGAGAUAUUGAACUUGUUGAUGUGGCUGCUGCUGUAUGUGCAAUGCUUAUUCCCGCCCUCUCCAGUGAUAACCCCGCCCCUUCAUGAAUAUUUACCCGUUGUUCCUAACUAGGUCUGUGAAGGGGGUGGAGUUAUCCCCAGGGCCGGACAUUGCAAACAGCAUCAGCCCGCCUCUAUUGCCCUUAAAGUGUACCUCUCAUGAUCUUGUUAAAUGUUAUAAUCCUCCCAGUUCUCUGCCCCCAUCAUGAUAAACCACCCCCUGCCUUUAUUUCUAUUUUUUAGUUUUCUACCUUGAUAUUGUUCUGUAUUCUCUGCUCAGUCUGUCAGAUUCACAGAUUGGGGAAGGGGCGUUCCCCAGCAAGUGUGACAUCAUCUGAAGCCAUACAGGGGAGAACUUCCUCCCUCACUCUGCUACACACAGCCCAGAGCAGUUCAGUGUGAAAUGAGCUAUGAUUGGCUAAGGCUGCACACACUUCCUCAGGACUCCAGACUGCAUUUCCUGAUGUUGGACUUCUGCCAGGCCAGCAGGAGUCUAAAGUCUGUGCAAAAGAUGGGGGGAAAUGUGCUCUGGACAAGUAGGGAGACACCUAGUGGCAGCUUUUUUUAAACACAAAUAAAACAUAGAAAACUUGAAUUUUUUUUCUUUU
Hyla sarda is the source of this 2063-nucleotide messenger RNA. RefSeq names its product ankyrin repeat domain 49 (gene ANKRD49). The record is from RefSeq and is a predicted model, not a curated record. The transcript has 3 exons. Gene Ontology annotation, molecular function: protein binding. NCBI's taxonomy places the organism in Eukaryota, Metazoa, Chordata, Amphibia, Anura, Hylidae. Bases 281 to 1012 code for a protein of 243 amino acids.